This is a messenger RNA of Neoarthrinium moseri, 879 nucleotides long. RefSeq lists its product as uncharacterized. Gene Ontology annotation, molecular function: hydrolase activity. The record is from RefSeq and is a predicted model, not a curated record. Bases 1 to 879 code for a protein of 292 amino acids. NCBI's taxonomy places the organism in Eukaryota, Fungi, Ascomycota, Sordariomycetes, Amphisphaeriales, Apiosporaceae. The transcript has 2 exons. Gene Ontology annotation, cellular component: extracellular region.
AUGCGGUUUUCAAUCUUUGUACAUGGCCUUAUAGCGUCGCUUACUUCGGCAGCUUCACUUACACAAGUCUCAAACUACAAUAACAAUGCAACUUCAAAGGCCCAGAUGUGGGUCUACGUUCCGGACAAGGUGGUGACCAACCCGCCCCUGGUCGUAGUCAUCCACUCCUGCCAAUCAACCGCCCAGUCGUAUUUUCAGAACAGCAAGAUACCGUGGAAGCAAGGAUCGGACAAGAAAGGAUACAUCACAGUUUGGCCAUCGUCCCCGAACUCGGGGACUUGCUGGGAUGUCUCUUCGAAGAAGUCGCUUUCCCAUUUGGGUGGCGGCGACUCCCAGGCUAUCGCCAACAUGAUACUAUAUGCCAUUGACAAAUACAAGGCCGAUCCAACACGGGUCUAUGUCACCGGUGGGAGCUCCGGGGCGAUGAUGUCCAAUGUUCUUGCAGCGACGUACCCCGAACUCAUCAAGGCCGUCUCGCUGUACUCUGGAGUGCCCGCUGGAUGUUUCGUCAGCUCCUCCGGCGGCGUUGACCAAUGGAACAACUCGUGCUCAGGCGGCCAGGUAAAGGCGUCGUCGGACCAAUGGAAGAAAGUCGUGCUCGACAUGUACCCCUCCUACAGUGGACCGCGGCCGAAGAUGCAGAUCUGGCACGGGAGUGCUGAUAGCACGCUCGCGCCGCAGAACUACCAGGAGACGAUCAAGCAGUGGACGGGCGUCUUUGAGGUCAGCCAGACGCCGACGAGCGAGCGGAAGAAUUACCCGCAGAAUCAGUACACAACUGAUGAUUAUGGGCCGAGUGUUCAGGGCAUUUAUGCCCAGGGGGUAGGGCAUAGUGUUCCCGCCAACUUGACCGCCAGUGAAGAGUGGUUUGGACUGUGA